Messenger RNA from Medioppia subpectinata, 1458 nucleotides. The record is from the annotation of a GenBank genome assembly. NCBI's taxonomy places the organism in Eukaryota, Metazoa, Arthropoda, Arachnida, Sarcoptiformes, Oppiidae.
AUGAUAUGGCGGGCACAGGCCUGCGAUCUCCGGGCCGUACUGUCCACCGGUCAGGGAUGUGAUGGCUAUUCAACGCAACACAUAAUUAAGCAAAAUGAGAGAGGGUGGGUGUUUGAGAAAAAAAUACUACAAGCUCAACAUUGCAUUUUUACAAUGAACGAGCUAGCUGACUUACUCAACACAAUGACCUGUGUGUUUCAAGUGCUAUUCCGGGCCGUACUGACCACUCACAUGCGCCUAUACAACGACUACGUGGCGCCGAUGUUCCCGCACUGGAAAGUCCCGUUCCCGGACGGGUCGGCCAGUCUCGACGGCUCCGGACCUGAAAUUCCCGACUCUUAUAAACGGUUUCAAACAUUUAUGGGUAUUGUACGCGAGUUUGGCGACUAUCUGCGACCCGUCAACAAACAACUCAUGCCCGCGAACCCACUCAACCUGAAGGACAGGCAGCGUCUGGAGGGUAAGGUGGCUGUGGUUACCGGCGCUGACGAGGCCAUCGGCAGGGAUACCGCCAUCGAGUUGAGUAAACUUGGUUUUAAGGUAAUUAUGGGCGUGACUGACGUGGAGGCCAUGGAGAGAGUGCUGAAGAUUAUCAGACAGACCAACGAGAGCGCUGUUGCCAACAUUACCCCGAUUAGUCUGGACAUGUCAUCGCUGGCCUCUGUCCGCCUGUUCGCCGAUGUGGUCACUAAACAGGAGCCGAAGAUUGAUCUGUUGGUCAACAGUGGCGACGAGUUUAGCGAUAAAAAGUAUAUCACCAAGGACGGUUUCGAGAGAAAUUUUGUUGAGAAUUACCUUAGCCACUUUUUAGUUACCAGGUUGUUAAUUCCUAACCUAGCUAAGUCGACGAGUCCCCGUAUUAUUAACGUGUCGUCAGUAGCCCAUCAUUUUGGCUCCAUUAAUAUAAACGAUGUGAACUAUGAGAAAGGUUUCUACCUGCCCCUAACCGCGUAUAACCAGAGCAAAUUGGCCCAGGUGCUGUUCACCCGAGAGCUGGCCAAACGUGUGAAAGAGACCGACAUUCAUGUGUAUGCCGUAAAUCCGGGUGUUUUGCGAAACCGUAAACGCAUUUCCAAUCGCUAUAUAUUUAGUGACGUUUUGCACAAAAUGUCGGUCAAUAAUAUCGGCGUUCAGGGAGUGCUAUACGUGGCCCUCGAGGACAAGUUCAAAAACGAAUCUGGUCAUUAUUAUAGAAAUCACGAGAGGGUAGAGUUUCUGACUGAGAGGGCGUCCGACGACGUGAUGGCCAAGAAGUUGUGGGAUUUGAGCAGCGAUUACGUGAAGCUCGAGACCGACGUACAGCUCGAGCCCAAGGAUAAGAUGGUCGAGUCGGUGGCCGCGCAGCCCGUGGUAGACGUGGCUGAGGCCCAGAAACCUGUUGAGGAUAAGGCCAUUGAGGCCGAGUCACAGCCCGCGGUCGCUGCCCCGACCGAUGAGGCUAAAACUACUGAGUUAUAA